AUGCCACCAGCUCAUCUCCCUCCUACACCCGCCGCAUCUGGCGAGCUCAUUAUCAAGGACUCUUCCUUUCAGGCUAUAGACGCCAUGUCUGAGCACUCAUUUGCAUUACCACCCGCCGCAUUGAGCGACAGUGGGAUUGCCAACGGCCCAAACAGUCGCAAGGGGUCAAUGAUAUCACAGCCACCUAUUUCACCUGCAUCACCUGAGCGCAAGACAAGUGUAAGCUCUACUGCUCGCGCGGGGACGAAACGCACUGCUGCAGGUACGACGACGGUUACAUCUUCGUCAGCGGCACUGGAUGAGUUUAAUCUGCCACCUCCUCCGACGAGGUCAAGGAAGAUUAUACAGAUGAAACCCAAGACUGCGCCGACUAAUCGUAGCACACCAGCAGCUGCGACAGCAACAGCAAACAAACAAUCUCCGCCAAGGAAACAGUCAACAGCCAAAUCAGGCUCAGUUUCGACUGCAACUAUGUCGAAAACAGGAAACAAUGCCACAGCUACUCCAGCAGAAGCAGCUACCACUAAUGACGCCACUUCUCCUCAACAACAGUCGAAAAGAAAACAGCCCAGUGCUACUUCAGCAGCUGGACGCAAGAUUGCGCGCAAAACAGCGCAUAGUCUAAUUGAACGACGGAGACGGUCUAAGAUGAAUGAGGAGUUUGCGACGUUGAAGGAUAUGAUACCCGCCUGUCGGGGACAGGAGAUGCACAAGCUUGCUAUUCUUCAGGCAAGCAUUGAUUAUAUGAACUACCUGGAAGAAUGCAUCACCGAGCUCAAAAACAAUGCCUCUACAGCAGCAGGACGGACAAACUCCGUCUCCAAAAAGCCCAGACUAAACAAUCCUCCCCUCGCACCACCAUCACCAACAUCACCUGAAACACUUGUUCCCUUGACAAACGAAGAUUCAUCAUCAUCAGGUUCCUCAUCACCUGAACCUGUUCAAGACAACAGGACAACCCACUCCGCAACAUCAACAUACUAUUCCUCCCCAUCCUUCUCCCCUUACACAGGACCCAUAACCUCUUCUUCCUCGCAACAACAAAUCCAAUCCCUAGACGGAAUCAAUCAUCCCAUCCUCCCAUCCCCAGCUUUACGUCCCUUGUACUCUCCCCAAAUCCGCGCCCAACAACAACAAACAGAUCUACAAACACAACUCCAAUCCUAUCGCGUACCACAACAACAAAUCGCAUCUACCACACCGUCACCCGCUAUUCUACCCCAACAACAACACCAGCAGCAACAUCGACAAAGUAUAUCAUCCAUUCAUACAGCGGCGAGUAUGGCGAGUCCCGUCUUCGUGGCUCAUGAUAGUAUAAUCGACCAAGAAGCGAGUGCGGCGUUGUUAAUGCUCAAUAUGGAUCGGCGGGGGGCAUCAAUGAGUGAAGCUGGAGGAGGGAAUGAAGAUAGGAAGUUUAGUUUGGCUUCUUCGUCGUCAUCUUCGGCGAGGGAUAAGAGGAUGGGUAUGAGUGUGAGGGAUUUACUUACCUCAUGAGCUUAUUAUGAGCAAGUUCAUCAAGUUUAUUACUCUAUUUUGAUAGAUUUGUGUUCUUGUAUACCUGAUGUUAUGGAUUACGGGCAAGUAAAUGAAUAGUGAAUGAACAAGCAAAAAUGAAGCUUUUAUC
This is a messenger RNA of Talaromyces stipitatus ATCC 10500, 1624 nucleotides long. Its product is annotated as HLH transcription factor, putative. Bases 1 to 1494 code for a protein of 497 amino acids. Gene Ontology annotation, molecular function: protein dimerization activity. The transcript is spliced from 2 exons. NCBI's taxonomy places the organism in Eukaryota, Fungi, Ascomycota, Eurotiomycetes, Eurotiales, Trichocomaceae. The record is from RefSeq and is a predicted model, not a curated record.